UUGUUGUUCGCUUCCUCCGUGUAUUGUAUGUGUUUAUAUUGGUUUCUUCUGUAAAAUCAACUAAAUUUUCACAAUGAGUGCCGAGGAGGAAGUGUUACGGAUUCAAAAGAAAUUGAACAAGAUGUCGAGCGGUGACGGGACGGGUCAAGAGCAAGCAUUGGACUUACUCAAAGUAUUACAGAAACUGCCUGUUGAUUUAGAACUUUUGACCAAAACCCGUAUUGGAAUGACAGUAAAUGCACUGAGGAAAUCUAGUAGAGAUGAAGAAGUUAUAUCUCUAUCCAAAACUCUCAUUAAAAAUUGGAAGAAAUUCUUGUCUGGAUCAAAUAAGGAAAAGGAUUCCACUUCUUCGAGCAGUUCAAAGAAGAGAGAUGAUAAGUCAGAAAAAAAUAAAGAUGAUGGAGACCAGAAAAAAGAUAAGGAUAGUAUGGAUGGUGAUGUCAAAAUGAAAGAAGAAAAACCUCAUAAAGAUUUUCAAAGGAAACAAUCCACAUUUCCUGCACCUACCACAACAGAUGCUGUUAGGCUUAAGUGCAGAGAAUUACUAGCAGCAGCUUUGAGAGUGGAUGGAAAAUCAAUCGAAGGUUGUGCCUCUCCAGAGGAACUGGCAGAGGAAUUGGAGGAAGCAAUUUAUGCAGAAUUUAAAAAUACUGACAAUAGAUACAAAAAUAGGGUGCGAAGCCGGGUUGCAAACUUGCGUGACGCGAAAAAUCCGAAUCUCCGAACCAACUUCAUCGCUGGUGCGAUAACGCCCGCUCGGCUUGCUGCUAUGACUGCUGAAGAAAUGGCAAGUGACGAAAUAAAACAGCUAAGAGAACAAUUCAAGAAGGAAGCAAUUAACGAUGCACAGCUUGCUACAGUGCAAGGAACGAAAACUGAUUUAUUGAAAUGCGGCAAAUGCAAGAAACGUAAUUGCACAUACAAUCAAGUACAAACGCGUUCGGCUGACGAACCUAUGACUACUUUUGUGCUAUGCAACGAAUGUGGAAAUCGGUGGAAAUUCUGCUAAAUAGCCUGACUUAUCGAAGUUCUUUCUGGAGAAGAAAUGUAUUUCGUUCAAGACCUACCUAUUAACAUUUAUUAGAGUUAACGAGUUAUCAUUGAAGAUAUAGUGCAUAAAAUUACGAUUCACGGACUGUACAUU
Messenger RNA from Dufourea novaeangliae, 1144 nucleotides. It is a transcript of the gene TfIIS, whose product is annotated as transcription elongation factor S-II. Bases 74 to 1009 code for a protein of 311 amino acids. Gene Ontology annotation, cellular component: nucleus. Gene Ontology annotation, biological process: DNA-templated transcription; transcription elongation by RNA polymerase II. The transcript is spliced from 4 exons. Lineage: Eukaryota; Metazoa; Arthropoda; Insecta; Hymenoptera; Halictidae. Gene Ontology annotation, molecular function: nucleic acid binding; zinc ion binding. The record is from RefSeq and is a predicted model, not a curated record.